AUGGAGAUUGCCUUCUCAAUAGAAGACUAUACAUUUAGAGAAGGAUUGGAUAGGGACCUUUCAUUCAUUGGACAACCUGUUACAUACUACGAAGAUCCGUUCUACUUCUAA
Molecule: messenger RNA, 111 nt
Organism: Heterostelium album PN500
Lineage: Eukaryota; Evosea; Eumycetozoa; Acytosteliales; Acytosteliaceae
Exons: 2
Coding region: 1-111 (36 amino acids)
Source: RefSeq, a predicted model, not a curated record